AUUAAAAAGCCCAGCUUUCCUCCAUGUUAGAUGUGAAGUAGAAAAUGGGGAAGAUUUAGCGAAAUUCCACUGUGUCUUCAGCCAGGCUUGGAGAACAGGAGAGCAGAGUGAAAACCUCAGGUUGUUGAAAUUUCUAGAGUCCCAGGAAGCCCCUAGACUUCGGUGAAAAAUGAGGAUUUCUUAACAUAAACUGAUGGGGGAAAGGGGCAGAUGCUUUUAAUCAUUCUCCCCAGUGUGUGUUACCUUUCCUGACCAGUAUGGUAAGCAAGAGGGCAUAUGCCAGCCGCCUCGGACAAGUCUGCACGAUCCGAGUUACCCAAAGUAAGACAGAGUGAUCGCAAGCCUGCCUCUUGCUUCAUGGGCUUUGGGAGAAGCAGGAGAAGCAACAGCAGCAGCACAGUCACAGCAGCUGGAGCCGCGAGAAUGAACGGCCAGGAGGGAAAUGACAGCAGCUGCGGCUGCGGUGGCCACGAGGAGAAGAAGAUGCUGAAGUGUGUGGUGGUGGGGGACGGCGCCGUGGGGAAGACCUGCCUGCUGAUGAGCUACGCCAACGACGCCUUCCCGGAGGAAUACGUGCCCACUGUGUUUGAUCACUAUGCAGUUACUGUGACUGUGGGAGGCAAGCAACACUUGCUCGGACUGUAUGACACAGCAGGACAGGAGGACUACAACCAGCUGAGGCCACUCUCCUACCCCAACACUGAUGUGUUUUUGAUCUGCUUCUCUGUCGUAAAUCCUGCCUCUUAUCACAACGUCCAGGAGGAGUGGGUCCCGGAGCUGAAGGACUGCAUGCCUCACGUGCCCUACGUCCUCAUAGGGACCCAGAUUGAUCUCCGAGAUGACCCCAAAACCUUGGCCCGUUUGCUGUAUAUGAAAGAGAAACCUCUCACUUACGAGCACGGUGUGAAGCUUGCAAAAGCGAUUGGAGCACAGUGCUACUUGGAAUGCUCGGCCCUGACUCAGAAAGGUCUCAAAGCUGUUUUUGAUGAAGCAAUCCUCACCAUUUUCCACCCCAAGAAAAAGAAGAAACACUGCUCCGAGUGUCACAGCUGCUGUUCCAUUAUCUAAGGGUAAGAAUGGCAUCCGACCUCUGCGACCCAGCUCAAGCCAAAAGGAGGGCAUGACCAGAGAGGAAGUCCCUGACGCAGAGACUUGCUCCUCUGCUCCGUGAGCCCUCCCAAGCACAGCACACUCUCAGCCACUGCCAGGUUCCCCCUCCCAGCCAGAGCAUCCACGUUGCACACUCGGUGAGAAUGCUGAGCCCGGACUCCAGCCAGCGCCACUGUUGACCAUGUUGGAAACACAGUCAAAGGCCGUCUAGUGUUUCGCAUCUCCCCCUCCAAGAACAUGAAGCUGAUAGGAAAUCAUCACAGGAAAACCAAAAAGAGAACUCGGUCCCUGUAUUGGUGGCCUUACUUGAUGUCUUUUACAAAACAUGGGAAUACAAUACUAAUCUUUUUUUUUUCCCGAAUCUGCUGUUCUAUUAUGUGUCUUACCUUCAUUUGUAUUAUAAGAAAUUUACUAAUUUGCCAGUUUACUCAGGCCUUAUAAAUCCACACCAAAUUAGCCUAAAGACAAAGGGUUUUAUAUUCAUUCCUAUUUUUAGCAUGUUUCUACCAAAGCUAUUAAAACCAACACGUACCUCUGAAUGCCUGACUAUAAGAAAAUACAAGAAAAUGUUGAAACUUUUGGAAAUAUACAGAGCCAUAAUUUUUGAACCUGAUUGAAAGAAAAUGCCAUCUGAAUUGUUGCGGGUACACAAUUUUUGCCUAAGAUUCACCCCAGAAAUUCUUACAUUGAUAGGUAGCCUUAUUUUUCCACAUUAUACUGUCGUGGAAAAUUACAAAUGAGCUGUGUUUAAGAAAGUAGUAUUUCUGCUUUUCGAUCAAAUUCAUUGUGGAGAGACUAUGGCAGACCUAUCUUUUAAAAGAGUCUUUAUUCAGCAAAAUGAAAUUUCCUCUUCCCUCCCUUCCCCACUGCAUGCCCCUUUCUCUCUCGACUUCACACUCUCCCCCACACCCAAUAAUAACUUGAUUCCAAAGAAGGAUCUGGCCAUGGGGCAUGAAAAAGUCAAGUGUUUAAAAGUCCCCAAAGGUUAAACAAAGUGCCUCAAUUUUCCUUCUCACUUCAAAUGAAUGUGCUUCUCAGCUUGUCCUAUGGGAGCUCCCAUUCUCUUUAAGCGAUAUUUUCCAAGUACAACUGGUACUAAAAUAUUGCCCCUCCCUAUUUCCUGUACUUGUUGUCCCAGAUGUGUAUUUCUGGGCUAGAUUCAUGGGUACCAAGGUCUGGAUCAGUCUGUCCCCGGCUUCCAAAAUGAUGUGCUCCAUGGAACGGGGACUUUGGCCUUGGGAAAGUGACUUCCAAACAUCCAGGGAUUCUUGUAUCACAGAAUGGGUUACUUCCUAGCUUUUAAUUAGAGACUGUGAAGGCUUCUAAUUAGUCUUAUUUGCUUACAAUUACCCUGGAAACACCCAGGUAGGCACUUUAUUUUUUAUUUCAAUUGCAUAAGCAAAGUGCCUCUUUGCAGCAUGAAAUUACACAAAUUUUAGUUUAAGAAUUUCCAGAUUCACAUUCCUGUCGGAAAAAUCCAGUCUUUCUCAUUCCUUCUGCUCCUGAAGGAAGCGUGUUAAAAAACAAGUAUAUGGUAUGGGUCUUUUCUAUUAAGACCUUCCAUGACACCCCCUCAGUUUGGGGGGUUUUGUUUGUUUAGAAUUUUUGAAAUGUGCUUUCCCUUCUUCUACAUUUCAAGUUUUAUUUCCCUUCUCCCCCAUCUAGUUGCUAAACAUUUUCUUGAACACACACACAAACAUCCCAACCUAAAAGAAAACGGGAGUUUUGUAAGUCAAAGCUUGACAUUUAGAGAAAACAAGGACUUUCUCUCUUUGUAAAUGGAAAUCAACCAUGUAUAAACUAUAACUCUGCAAAGGUUAUGAAUUCAUCCUUCACAAACAAUAAUGAGCAUUUAGCCCAAUAGUAAACGAAGUGCCGUUAGCUGGUUUUGUUACAUUAUCGUGUGGUUAUACCUUACUAAAGAGCCACUCCUCACUUCUCAUUGAUGUGGAUGAAAACUUAAGAGCAGUAUGUUUGCUCUGCCAAGGAAAAAUUUCCAGAUGUGUGCACUCAACAGGCGAAGGGUCCCCAGGCCAUCACCUCCAUAAUGGGCCAUAGAGAAUAACUUUUUCUUGGUGGGGGAAUCUCUCUCUCGCCUGGAACCAGACUUGGAGAGAGAUUGUUAGUGUCUAUGGAGCACAGGCUCUUAGCAGUCAUGGCAGAUAAUUGUUGGUAAAAUAAUGAAGAACAAAACAACCUAAAUGAGUUAAUACCAUUCCACCAAAUUAAUCAUGUAUCCCCUGUUUAAUGGCAAUUGAUAGUUCACGUCACUAAAAAAAAAAAAAAAAAGUUUUCUGCCAUGAGAUUGAAUAAAACUAUAUUCUGAAACCAAAGAUAAAAAGACGUUGAAAUCUCAACAAGGAUCCUUUAAAGGUCUACACCAUCUUCCAAAGUCAAGAAGAAGUAGCCGAUCUCAGAGACAGAAGAAGCUAUAGUCCAUUCCCCUCAUUGUACAAAUGAGAAAACUCAAGUCCAGAUGAGUUAAAAGAGAUGUUACAAAAAAGCUGGGACAGAUCUCAGCUUUUCUGUUUUCCAUCCAGUACCCUUCAACUCCAUUUUAUACUCUAUUCUUCAUUAACAUAUUAAGUUGGAGUCUUGUAGCAGUAUUACCCGAGUUGCAUCUCUUUAUCCCAAAGAUCCUAGCCACAUUUCAAACACAUGACAUGGGCCACUAUAAAUAAGAUAAUCCGUCAAACUAGUAAUUCCCCAGAGACAAGAAUUUGAUCUACAUGCUAAUAUGCCUGGCAUCCACAAUAUGCAAUGUAAUGUAAUCUCAAUCUAAUGGCUUAAUCAUGUAGCUAGUUUAAGAGAUACAUAUAUAUAUAUUUUCAAACAGAUGGUUGGUUGUUUAGUAGAAUUAAUGGACUCCUUUGGAAACACAAAAGGACUAGGAUACAAGUCAGAACCAUGUGAACGAUAGAACUCUGGGCUGCUUUCUGCCAAGAAAAUUUAUAUUCAAAGAGCAAUUACUGAAUGCAGUAACUGCAGCCACCCUAAACAAGAAAGCACUAAACUGGGAAAUCAAAAAUUAAGACGUACACAUAUGACAGGAAGAGAGAUUUGGUCCUGAGACUUCACUAACAAUGUGUCUGACCAUGACAUGCAAAGAACCAUUUGGAAGAUUUCUGAUCUAUAAGAGAAGUACCAGAAGAAGAGGCUGUAACCAUCCACAAACUUCACAGAACACCAACGAGGACAUAAUAUUCAAAUGGUAGUAAAGAGACAAUCACAACCAUGCUCACAAUUUUAGGAGAAAAUUUUUUAAAAGUUAAACCCGGAAUUUGAAGCCAACAAGAAUGUCAUCAUUAGGAGGGUUAUUUCCUAUGAGCAAUAACCUCACAAAGUAGAGAGUCUUCAAGAAGAAACAUAGGACAUGAGGUCAGCCUUUAAAGAAACAGUGUUGCACUCAUAAAGGUAGACUCAUCCAUAAGACCAAAGUGAUGGAAGAUCAAAACUGGAGGUUUAGCUUUAAAGGAAUGUUUGACACCAUGCUGGAGAUAAGAAACCAUUUAUGUCUUCGUUUUUAAAUCUCCCCCUGUGUUCAGAGGCCAGAAUACACAAUGUGCAUUCUCUUCAACAGAGAGAACCACAGGUCACCAGCUAUUCUCUUGAGUCAUUGAGAAGUAUGCCCAAGUACAAAUAAGGAAACUCAAGAAAAUAUUUUCAUUUCAAGGACUAUUAGAAACAGAAAGAGAGAAAGAGAGAGAGAGAGAGAGAAAGAAGAUCAGGGAAACCAAGUUACUUGCAAAGAAAGUUAGGUGCUUUUGAAAAGGAAACUUUUAGAGAAUGGAGGAAAAAACUACAACCGAACACAAUGCAAAAACACUGGGCUGACAAUUCUCCCGGGGAAUUGCUAACUUCUGCCUGGUCUCUAGAGGCAUAGGGAAGAAAGCAGGGCCACGCACGUGAAGAGUAUUCCAUGUUUCUGGGUUUCUAAGCAGAGUCAGCCAACAGAGUUAAUCGUAUGAUAAUCCUAGAUAAUUCCACCUUGUGAUUCAUUGUCUAUGGAUGAAAUGCUGGACAGCGCUCUUUGGGUCCUUAAUAACAGUGCAGGUCAUCCACCUCACACCCUCUCUGCUAAUACAGAGCAGGCAGUCAAGGGAAACUUACCGAGAAAUAUGAGUGAAUAAAUUAUUUUGAAAGUUUCCUUGAAGAUGAACGUGUCUUAAAAUCUGAAAAGGAUGACUGCGGGAUAUCUGGAGAGGCAGUUACUUGUAUGAAGGAUAUUUAUUUAUCUUGGAAUAUCUCUAAAUAGAAAGAUUGCAUUUAAAAUACACAACAGUGUCACCUUUCUAAAAUUAAAACAUUUCUAAACUCCAAAACAAAAUAAAAUAAAAUGCACCACAGCAAUAACGGAGUACCAAAAUAUGAACUAAAGCAAUAAUUCAUGGAGCUUCUAUAGUCAACAAAGACCAGAAAGGAAGUUAAAGCAGCAACGCCUACACAGAGGCACAUCAGGCAUCAGAGACUCGGCCCUGCUCUUUGGAGAUCUCUUAGGGUUAGGACAGGAAUGAGUCAAGGAGGGUUUGGCUCAUCUGUGAAUUUGUGGGAUGUAAGUUCAGUAAUAGUUCUUGGUUUUUAACUUCCAUUACAGGAAAUUAGAGGAAAAGCUGCAUGAUUAAUCUUGGUCACAAUCUAUGUUUUUUUUUUCUCCUUAGGGAAUAUUAUGGUAAAAUCCAGAGUCAUUCUGUGCGUGUUUUAAACAAGUUCUACCCUGGUAAUUUCAUUUUGUUCUGAGUUCUGCAGUGACUCAGAAACUUCAUGAUACUGUAGCUGGUGUGAUUUUGUUGUAUUUUCAGUCAUGUCCUCCAAGCCUCCCAGUAUAUGCAGUUAUCUUUGAUGAACAGGAUCUGAUCAUUGUUUUAGGGAUGUGAUGUUUGGGGUAAUUCGAGGAGAGGGUCCCUAAGACCCAGAACUGAGUCUCGCCUAGAAGCCAUAGUGGCAUACUUCACCUCCCAGAGUCCCUGAACAAGUCAGUCUUUUGAGUUUAUGUUAAUUCUUUGGAGAAAAAAUAGAAACUCUUUCAUGGUAGGGUGGUAUGUUUGGGGCAGCUUUGUAUCUAAAGCUGUGUACCUUAAAAGUAUCACCACCUGCUAUUUUUUAAAUCAAUUUUUGUAAGCAAUAUGAUUUUUUCUCAUAGAGGGGCUGGGGCAGAAGCUUAAUGAAUUCCACAUUCUUCUCAUCACCUGAUUUAAAUUUUUUUUUCUCUGAGUACACAGUAAUAGCUGUUUAAGCACAUCUCAGCGGAAUUUUACCCCAAUGGAAACUGUCCACCUUCCUCCCUACGUAAUCUCUACAGAGGAAAUGAUAGACAAGGAAAGCAUAGCUGACCUGCUCACAGAUUGGCGUUCUUACAAUCUGCUUCUUAUGUAAUGGCUAUUCUGUGUACACUUUUCAUAAUUAAUGGAAUAUUAUUUCAUGUACUCUAACCUUGCAGUCUAUCUUGUGCCAUGUUCUUUUAAUUCAUUAAACAGUCUUUUUUUUCCUACUCUCAUUUCUGGGUUAUCUGAAGGUGUCCCCACCAGCCACUCAAGAAAACUGCCUUCCCCAGGCCCCUGUUAGAAUGGGAAGUUUGCUACUCAAAGUGCAGUCCGGGAACUAAUAGGAUGGGCACUUACCUGUGAGCUAGUUAGGACUAUAGAAUCCCCCCCCCACCGCCCCCCACCCAGGGCCAGACCUACUGAAUCUGAAACUGUAUUUUAAUAAGACCCCCAGGUGAUUUAUGUGCACAUUAAAAUUUGAGAAUACUGGCCUAUGAAAUAACCAAGUUUAUCAUCCGUCUUUACACCCAAAUAUGUAGCUGCUGGAUGAUGAAACCAUCAGCUUCACCUGUCUCUCUGAUGUUAUCUUUUGGGUAUUCCUUAGGCUAAUAUUUGGGUUGUUUACAUUUACUGGAUGAAUAAACAGGCUUUCAGAAGUCCUUUCUUUUCCUUGUCAUGUGCUUCCCAGCUGCAGUAAAAGAAACAACAUAUUUUGGAAUCAAAAGCAGAAAAGCAUCAUCUGGUUUGAAAGAUCUGAUAAAUCUAAAGUACUUCUUUUC
This is a messenger RNA of Hippopotamus amphibius kiboko, 7150 nucleotides long. It is a transcript of the gene RHOJ, whose product is annotated as ras homolog family member J. Gene Ontology annotation, biological process: small GTPase-mediated signal transduction. The coding region runs from base 277 to 1068 and encodes 263 amino acids. Gene Ontology annotation, molecular function: GTP binding; GTPase activity. The transcript has 5 exons. The record is from RefSeq and is a predicted model, not a curated record. NCBI's taxonomy places the organism in Eukaryota, Metazoa, Chordata, Mammalia, Artiodactyla, Hippopotamidae.